Molecule: messenger RNA, 1113 nt
Organism: Cuscuta campestris
Lineage: Eukaryota; Viridiplantae; Streptophyta; Magnoliopsida; Solanales; Convolvulaceae
Source: the annotation of a GenBank genome assembly
UUAAUUUUAUCCUCUUCCUCUAAUUCUUUUUGGAUGAUCAUCAUAUAAUCCCCUGGGGGCGAACUUCAAAUUAAAGGAGGCAAGCCAGACGAGCAAGAGACAGGUACGUACGCAUAUGCAUCCCUCCCUACGUUGUUUGUCGGAUCAAAAAUCCAAUCUUUGAUCUGACAACCAACAACGUAACAACAAUGCCCGAGAAAAGAUUGUUCCCCUCCUUCGACAACGAAGACGACACCACCACCACCAGCAACAACAGCGUCGCCAUCAGCGACGAUGACCUCGACGCGGGUCCCGAGCAGUCGCCGCACGACGCCCGAACGACACCGUCGUGUCCCGAUGCCGAGGGCCGCGAGGAGACGACGAAACUCUCCGUCAAAAUGGCGUUGCUCGACCUCCGGUGUCGGGUGGAGGACGCCAUCCUGAGCAAGUACCUGGUGUACAACAAGAAGAAGGCCGUGUUCUCCAGGGCCGACGUCGAGAACCAGCGGGACAUCUCCCUCUGGGGGGUCCCGCUGCUCCCGAGCCGAGGCCACGAGGGCACGGACGUCAUCCUGACCAAGUUCCUGAAGUCCCGGGACUUCAGGGCAGCCGAGGCGUUCAAGGCCUUGCAGAAGACGCUGAGGUGGCGGACGAAACACCGCGUCCGCGACAUCCUGGGUGACAAAGACGUCGUCCCAGAAGGUGACAGCCUCUGGCACGCCGACGGCAAGGACAAGGACGGUCGGCCAGUCUGUUACCAAACACUGGGAAAUUUCAAGGAUUUGAACCAAGAUGUCUGGGGAACGACGUCCCAGAAAGAAAGACGAGAUAGUUUGACCAGGUGGAGGAUCCAAUGCCUGGAAAAGGGCAUCAGGCUUCUCGAUUUCAAACCCGGGGGGCCCAAUUCCAUAAUUUUGGUGACUGAUUUGAGAAAUUCUCCCGGAAUUGCUAUGAAAGAAGUCCGUUGGAUUACCAAGAACAUGUUACGCCUCCUUCAUGAUAAUUACCCUGGACUCAUCUACAAAAAUGUAAUUAACCACCUUAAUUGAACGAUCAUAGAUAAUAUUUUGAAUAUUAAUAAGGAACUUCAAGUGUUAAUUAAUAGGAGGAUUAUAAUUAAUUCCAGGUACUGAU